AAGGCGCCCGCAAGUAUGGUCAAAGCCCAAAGGGGCCAUUCCCCUCCCCUAUGGGAAUUAUUAAAUGCAUGUACUUAUUGUAAGAUCAUGUAUUCUUCAAUCGUAUUUCGAACUUGUCGUAUUUCACAGUUUAGGAGUUGUUUGAAUAAAGUAAAUACUCAACAUCCUUUAGCCGCAGCAGUCUGCCUCAAACAUUCAUCCACCGAGUCCAAGAUAAACAGUAUCAACGUUCAGACUAAUGACGCAGAGUGGAAAAACAUCUACAUUGGAACAUUGGGUCCACGAAUCCGUAACUUGAAAAUCGUAUCAUUUAUGACCAGCGCUGUAGGAUUGUGUAUUCAGCCAAUGGUGAUACAAAAAGCUGCAGAAGUGGGCAGUAGUUUAGCAGCCACCAUAGGUGUAUGCACCAUUGCUGGGUUUUUUACAUUUAUUACACCAGUACUCAUCCAUUUGGUAACAAGAAAAUAUGUGACGUCUAUCGAGUAUAACAAAAAAACCGACGAGUACAAUGCCACAAUUAUUUCAUUUUUCUUAAAACCUAAGAAGAUACAAUUCAAACCAUUUGAAGUAAGAUUGCCUUUGACACAGAAAUUAACAGUCACAUUUUAUGCAAAAGAAUACCCUCUAUUUGUGGAUCCACAUGCAUUUGAUGACGUAAUGCAUUAUCAACGUAUAUUAGGUUAUGAUAAGCCUUUCACAUUUGAGAAAGAAGAUGAUGAUAAUGAUAUAAGAAAACCUGUAGUUAAGGCUGCUAAUAAGAGUUAAGUUUAAAUUUUACUUAAUAGUUGUUUAUUAUUAUUUUAUUGAAUCUGUUUUGUAAAUAUAUACAAUUUAAAAUAUUUACUGUAUAAUCUAUACAAUUUUUAUUUUCUUAUCCAAGACAUUUUGUGGUAAUUUUAUUAAUUGCUAAUAAUUUAUAUUAAAUACAAUUCCUUAGAACCGUAAAGUACAAAACAAAAGUUAUUGUUAGCGUUAUUUGACCUUCAAGAGACCACCAUUGCAGGUUGUAGGUGGAUAAAAAUGACUAUAUAAGAAUAUAUUGUGCGUGGGUGAUAAACACAUGUUUACAUACCAACUUUGCCCAUAAAAAUUAAAAUAUUAAUCAUGAAACUGUUGCCUAUGGGUAUCUAUAGACUAUAAUAUUAUGUAUAGUACUAAAUGAAAAAUAUUGCACCUAAAUAAAUAUUAAAUGUACAUAAAAAUAAUAAAUUCAUUGAUGAGGUCAUUAUGAACGUCUAACCCUAGUUCGAGUAAGACUACUUAAUAUUUAAGAUUGUGGUAAUACUUAUUGCACCAAGUACAUAACGUUUUUAAUUAGUAUUCAUACUUGUAUACAGUGGUGUAAACAUGACAAGGGGGUAGACAGGUGUUUUUAUUAAAUAUUUAUAUAUAUUUCAUAUAGGUACCACAAUUAAUUUCUAUGUAUGCCAUGGUUAACACGUUCAAUGCCACGGUCGACGGGUAGUCGACAUCGGUAACAUUUCGCGGGUCGCCGGUGUCGACUACCCGUCGACAAAUAUUAAUUCGCUUUUAUGAAUCAUAAUUUUGAUGG
Acyrthosiphon pisum (pea aphid) is the source of this 1552-nucleotide messenger RNA. RefSeq names its product transmembrane protein 70 homolog, mitochondrial. Gene Ontology annotation, biological process: mitochondrial proton-transporting ATP synthase complex assembly. Gene Ontology annotation, cellular component: mitochondrial membrane. The transcript has 5 exons. NCBI's taxonomy places the organism in Eukaryota, Metazoa, Arthropoda, Insecta, Hemiptera, Aphididae. The record is from RefSeq and is a predicted model, not a curated record. The coding region runs from base 16 to 765 and encodes 249 amino acids.